CAUGGCACAUCGAACUUUUGUAUAUUUCCCGUUUUAUUUUUUUCUUGCGUUUGCAAUUGGUAAAUGCUCUCACAGAUGGGGAAUCCUGCUUUUUUUUAUUCCUUUUUUUUUGUUGACCAAACCACCAACUCUCAGCUUAUAUGAAAAGGGAGACGUACUAGAUAAUUCAUUUUAUUUGUUAUAGAUCCUCGAGAGACGCACCGCAAGUGUUUCGGGAAAAAUAGGAAAAGGUUCAAGAAAAUUACUUUUAUAUUUUUAUAAGAAUAACAGUCGAGGGAAUUCAGUUGUGCACCACAAGCCAUGCGGGGGUGUGACUACAGUCAUUGGGGUCUAUAUAUUGAGAUGUUUUGUCCGUUGGCUUUAUGUGAAUGAGAGAAGCUGACCGGUGGACGGUACGCCUCCUCCUUUCAAAUAGUCUCGUACCAUACUAUGGAUUCCUAUUUUAGAGCACUUUGCAUGACUUUUGUCUUGGCAUCAUUCACUCGGAGGUCAAGUGCGACUGGACCGGUUAUCAAAUGCGAGCCAUGUGAUGUUGGAGCGCGGCUCUUGUGCAAACCUUUGCCUAAGGACUGCGCUGAAAAAGUCCGCGAACCAGGCUGCGGUUGCUGUAUGACCUGCGCGUUGAGCUUCGGACAGCCGUGCGGCGUGUACACCGGGCGAUGUGGCUCCGGACUGACCUGUCAGCAUCAGCCGGGUGAAACCAAACCUCUGCAGGCUCUGCUGGAGGGACGCGGGAUUUGUGCAAACACCACUAACAGGAAACCAACGGUCAGACCAACACGUCCAGUUAACGAAUUGCCAGCAGAUAAUACAGAGACUCAGGACAAGGAGCAGGAUUCCACCAGUUUAGGUCUUCAAACGAUUUGUGGCACCCACAGACCUACUGGACCACUUCACACCUUCUUCUACUCUGAAAAGUCAGAUAUGUUCAUACGAGAACAACUGAAGAAACUCCUGAGCUUACAAAAGGAGGAUCUUCCAGGACCACUCACCACAGACCAACAAAACUUUUCUCUAGAAACCAAACAGGAGCCUGAAAAUGGUCCCUGUCGAAGAGAGAUUGAGAGCAUUCUCAGCAGCUUCAAAAUCACCAACAUCCUCAGCCCCAGAGGUUUUCGCAUACCAAACUGUGACAAGAAGGGUUACUAUAAGAAAAAACAGUGCCGUCCAUCCAAAGGCAGAAAGCGAGGCUUCUGUUGGUGUGUGGACAAAUAUGGGCAGCCUUUGACAGGGUUUGAUGGGAAGGAACGAGGAGACGCCCUGUACUACAACUCUGAGAGCCAAUAGGAGCAAAGCAGGAUGGGAGGGAGGGAGGUUGGGAAUGAACAAGAAGAAUUGUAAACAAAUGGAGACACUGAGGAUAUUGGAAGAGAGGUCAAAAGAUGGCUCGACCGAUAUAUGGAUGUUUGCUAUUUCAAUCUGUCGCCUGUGGGACCUUUUAUUUCUGAAGCAGAGCAAGGGAACAGAGUAAGUGUAACAGAAGGAAGAACCUGGACUUUUAUGCGAUGGAUGGAUUCCUCAUAAGCUGUUUCAUUCCUGACUCUGCCUGGAUAACUUAAAGAAUUAAUUGCAGAGGUCUUAAACUGAUUAUAAAACAGAGACACAUCACAGUGAUCAGUGUGCCCUUCAUUUACUCACAAAUAAUUGGCAUUGCAUACGUGUACGUGCUUGUGAUAUGUAAUCAUUAAUUGUAUGCUUUGUGAUUUGUUAUGAAGACUGUGUGGUCACUGUGACCAUGAAAUAUAUGCCUGUAUGAAAUGCCCUUCAGUGUAACAUGCAGUGCCUUACUAUGAAUUCCUAUGAGUUGCAUUGUUUCCAGUUGCUUCCUGCUCCACAGGGUGUUGGAUGUGACUGUGGAGUUCAAACACUACCAUGCAUUUUGAGUUUUUUCAAUGCUGGAUUUCAAGCCACAGAGAGAGGGACAUUUCUUUUACUCUGUAAUGUGACUGUUACUGUUUCGUGACUUUGCAUAAGCUGAAUACUUGAGAUAAAGGCCUCUGCCAUAAUCUUUGAUUUCCAUGUAGCCAAUGAUAGUGUUUCGCACUUGUCUCAACUUAAGUAAAUAUUUUUGUAUAUACAA
Melanotaenia boesemani (Boeseman's rainbowfish) is the source of this 2080-nucleotide messenger RNA. Its product is annotated as insulin-like growth factor-binding protein 3. Gene Ontology annotation, cellular component: extracellular region. Bases 430 to 1287 code for a protein of 285 amino acids. NCBI's taxonomy places the organism in Eukaryota, Metazoa, Chordata, Actinopteri, Atheriniformes, Melanotaeniidae. The transcript has 4 exons. The record is from RefSeq and is a predicted model, not a curated record. Gene Ontology annotation, molecular function: fibronectin binding; insulin-like growth factor I binding; insulin-like growth factor II binding. Gene Ontology annotation, biological process: regulation of insulin-like growth factor receptor signaling pathway.